AAGUGAUGUUUGAUGAAGGACUUCAGACUUGAAAUUGUUUGACAUCACCACAAAUCAAGCAUUCCAGUUCAGGGUUAUUCAUGUAGAUCAAGGAAGACGGAGUUGGCAUAACAUUUCAUUCGGGGGAAAAGAGCUGGGAACGCUUAAAAAAUGCCGAUAUCCAGCUCUCGACGUCGGCUGACAAGCCCGUUUGUAGGCCCAUCGGGAAGUAGCACAUCGUCGUUGUUGAACACCUCUUCUAACACACAAAUUGUACGUUCGGUAGACAAAGAGGGCGUCACAUCAGAUAACGGACUGGAAACAUUGAAGAAACGGGGAAGAGUGAAUACAAACAGCAUUAAAUUCCCAAUCUUGGCUCGAAUUCGACCGUCAGUUCGGAUAGACUUCAACGUCAGUCAUGGCACACCUCAGUCCAAACCUCGCCGCAGAGGGCGCACCACCCCGCUGACAACACCGACACCCAGCAACACCGCUGCUCGUCGACUGCAACACGGUGAUCAACGGCUGUCGAUGGGCAAGGACCAGUUUGCUCUGAAGAAGAUUCGAUUUUUCAACGCCCCACCAAAGCCUGCACCGCUGACGCUGUGCUUCUCCUACCCGGGAUACGAUCUGAUCCAUCGGGAUGUGCUGGACGGCAUCAAGAAAAGGAGACCUAUCGACGUCAAGAGAAUCAAGAGCAUUCAGUUCGUCGAUAUGAAUGUCAUUCUAGGAGCAGCGGGAGUUGAUAAUAGAUGGUUAAUAACCCUAAAAGAUCAUGAUGCCCGUUACAAACUCUUCCGGGACGGACUGUCUAUCAAGGGCGAACGAGUCUUUCUCAGACGGUACGACGACGUCAACUUCGAAGAUUACCGGGACUACUUGAGGCGGAAGAAUACUUUGCAAAGUGAUGCACACACCGCUGUGCAGAGACUCUUAUCUCUCUGA
Messenger RNA from Lytechinus pictus (painted urchin), 924 nucleotides. RefSeq lists its product as uncharacterized. The transcript has 3 exons. The record is from RefSeq and is a predicted model, not a curated record. Bases 151 to 924 code for a protein of 257 amino acids. NCBI's taxonomy places the organism in Eukaryota, Metazoa, Echinodermata, Echinoidea, Temnopleuroida, Toxopneustidae.